Molecule: messenger RNA, 367 nt
Organism: Staurois parvus
Lineage: Eukaryota; Metazoa; Chordata; Amphibia; Anura; Ranidae
Source: the annotation of a GenBank genome assembly
GCACUGUUGGGCACUGAUGCACACUGAUAGGCGGCACUGACUGGCACUGAUAUGCGACACUGAUUGGCAGCACUGACUGGCAUUGAUAGGUGGUACUGACUGGCACUGAUGGGUGACACUGAAAUACAGCUCAGAUGGGCACUGAUAUGUGGCAUUGAUGUGGCACUGAUAGGCACUGGCAGGUGGCAUGGAUGAGCACUGACAGCUGGUACUGCUGGGGCUACGCAGAUCAUCAGGGCACACUGAUCAUCAGUGCCCUGAUGAUCAAUGCACAUGUCCCCUCUGAGGGAUGCCGAUUACUGGCUCUGCUCUCCUCUCGAGCUGUCAGCGUGACAGCUUCUCUUUCCGUUGCUUGGUGAUCCGCUGU